GGCUUCUGUCACAGGAUUGCUGGUUUUUAUUCUAAUGUCAAUCUGUAUAAUAGGAUUCCUGGCAAUACGACGAAGGCGUUCUCGAAAGAGCAAUCGUCCUGGUAUACCUCGAGUCACCGAAAAAUCAGUUGUGUUCAACAAACUACGUUGUGAGAGCAUGCGCAACGGAAGCACAUCGUUCCCGAUGUGUGGCAGCAGUCACAUUGGACAUCAUUUCAGUGACGACACCGAACAUGCCUACAGCAGCGACAAUGAGGUCAUCUACGAAGAGAUAGACAACAAAAUCGUGCGCUUUCCAGAGAAGGAAGAUUUAAUGGUAAAACUGGUGCCUCAGAACAUUUACGUAAACAACAACAACAACCCAGGAAUCAGCGGUAUGGCGAACGGCGCCGCCAACGAUCAGAAGCGCCGCCAUUCUCUUCCAAACGACAUUUACACGACUGCUGGGCCGUCGACACACAAUCCUCAUUAUCAAGAGGUUUGACUCAUAAUUCGUGAUUUGGUCAGGAUUCUUGAUGUGCCAGAGAUUGGCAUUGUUCUCCAAGAGGAGAACCCAAACGAACAAAUCCUUGAACAGGAGGACGAAAGGGACUUUGAUAAAAAUACAAAAAAAUAGACGAACAAAAUGGAUAAAUAAAAAAAGAA
Octopus bimaculoides (California two-spot octopus) is the source of this 645-nucleotide messenger RNA. RefSeq lists its product as uncharacterized. The record is from RefSeq and is a predicted model, not a curated record. NCBI's taxonomy places the organism in Eukaryota, Metazoa, Mollusca, Cephalopoda, Octopoda, Octopodidae.